This is a messenger RNA of Chionomys nivalis (European snow vole), 2881 nucleotides long. It is a transcript of the gene Fbxo27, whose product is annotated as F-box protein 27. Gene Ontology annotation, molecular function: ubiquitin protein ligase activity; protein binding. NCBI's taxonomy places the organism in Eukaryota, Metazoa, Chordata, Mammalia, Rodentia, Cricetidae. The record is from RefSeq and is a predicted model, not a curated record. Gene Ontology annotation, biological process: glycoprotein catabolic process; SCF-dependent proteasomal ubiquitin-dependent protein catabolic process. Gene Ontology annotation, cellular component: SCF ubiquitin ligase complex; cytoplasm.
ACCAGCACAGCCACUUUGGACAUAACAAUGUUGCCAUGAACACACACACACAGGCUGCCUAUUAUGUCUUCUUAUUUUGUUGGUCACGCCCCUCCCUCCACAAAGCAAGCUCAGUGUGUGCAGGAAGCCAGGUUCAGUUUUAUUUGUUGACAUUCACUAGGGUGCACAUGAUUCACACAUCUGCAACAUCUGCAUUCCACAGAGCUGAUAGACUGAUGGGAAGAAGAGAUUCUGCUAGCAGGGUCUGGGGCGCUUGCCUGGAGCUCCGGCAUUCCAGAGGCAGAGGUUCAGAGUCACGCUCGCUCUGCUACAAAGUGAGCUCCAGGACAGCAUGGGCCCUACCCGGGACUCAGCUGCAAAUCAGGGCUGGCGUGAUGACUUUGGCUGUUCUUCUAAGAGGAGCUGGGUUCUAUGCAUUCACAUAGGAGCUCACAGUCACCCAGGUCCAGGGUAUCCCGAUGAUGUCCCCUCUGGCCUCCCCAGGCACCAGGCACAAAAGUGGCAGAGACAUAAACGCAGGCAAAACACCCAUACAAAUAAAAAAAAUGAAAAGUAAUUUUUAAAAAGUCGGUCAUACAUGCCUUUAGUUCCAAUACUCCUGAAGCAGAGGCAGACAGGUCUCUGUGAGUUUGCCACAGUGAAUUCCAGGCCAGCCAGGCCUACAAAGCGAGACACUGUCUCAAAGGAAAAAAAAACAUCUGCACCUACUAGCUGUUCUCUCCUGUGAUGUGAGGGCAGAGAUGCGCUAACUUGGCAAAGGGAAACAGAAAACUUUAUCUGAUGCUUUCGGUUGGGGGGGCUAUUUUCGUCCUCUAAAGCCUGCCUUUUCCUGUAAAUCACGAAUGAUUAUGUUUGACAUUAAAGGUGACUGGCUCAAGGCGUUUAGGGGUGGAGCCUCCCACUAGGAAGCCUAGCCAAAAUAAUAGUUAUUGCCAGAUGCCAGGCAUCUACUGCGGAUUUAGGGUCAUUCCAAGUGGCGGAUUGUUGCAGGCUCGCUAGAACUACCCCAAAGCCCCGGCAUAGUCUGUGUCGUCAGGUGGAUUCCCACGGUUCCUCAGCCGGAAGGAGGUGGGGUCUGGAAGGUCUGGGACUUUAGGAAAUGAGAGGCCGGCGAGUCUCAGAGAGGUCCCACCUGGCAAUAACGGCGGCGUUAGUAGGGCUAGGGCUAUGCGGUCCUCCAGGCCGCAGGGAGCUGGCAGGGGUGCUGUCCCAACCAGGCGGGGCGCGGGGACCAUGGGUUCCUGGACUUCCAGGGCCCGGGUCCCCACGCCGGAGCUCGAUCCCCGGGAGACGCUGGACCUGAGCCGUCUGCCCCCGGAGCUGCUCCUGCUGGUGCUGAGCCACGUGCCCCCGCGUGCACUGCUGCUGCACUGUCGCCGGGUGUGCCGCGCCUGGCGUGCCCUGGUGGACGGCCAGGCCCUGUGGCUCAUGGUGCUGGCCCGGGACCGCAGCGCUGCCGGCCGCGCCCUGUUGACGCUAGCCCGCCGCUGCCUGCCCCCGGCCCGCGAAGACAGGCCCUGUCCGCUGGGCCAGUUCUGCUUGCGAGGACCGCUUGGACGUAACCUCAUCAGCAACCCUUGCGGUCAAGAAGGCCUGCGCAAGUGGAUGGUGCAGCACGGCGGGGAUGGCUGGGUGGUGGAGAAGAACAUGAAGCCUGUGCCUGGUGCCCCUUCGCAGACCUGCUUCGUGACUUCCUUCAGCUGGUGUCGCAAGAAGCAGGUUGUGGACCUGGAGGAGAAGGGUCUGUGGCCAGAGCUGCUGGACAGCGGCGGAGUGGAGAUUGCGGUCUCUGACUGGUGGGGAGCUCGACACGACAGUGGCUGUAGGUACCGUCUCCUUGUUAAGCUUCUUGAUGCUCACCAGAACGUCCUAGAUAAGUUCUCGGCUGUGCCAGACCCCAUUGAACAAUGGAACAACAAUAUCUACCUGCAGGUCAGCCAUGUGUUCUCCAACAUCAGGAGGGGUGUUCGUUUUGUGUCUUUCGAGCACUGGGGCCAGGACACACAGUUCUGGGCUGGCCACUAUGGGGCCAGAGUGACCAACUCCAGCGUGAUUGUGCAAGUCUGUCGGUCCUAGUCAAAGGCCACCACCGUUUUGACAAGACAGCCUGACUGUGCCUUCCAGGAGCUGGGGCUGCUGACUGGAAUCCUUCACAAAUCAAGCGCUCAAACCUUCCUGGCACAUGUCACUCUGGGAUCAGUGGAGGCUCCUGCUUGGCCACGCUCAGAGUCUUGAACACUGGAGUCCUCCCUCAGCUCUGCCCACUGCUGCUGCUUGUAGAGCGGGGUGCCGGGCGCAUGCUCGUCUCGAGGUCACAAGCUGCUCUGUUUCGGUUCAGUCUCUCACUGCCCUGUCCUCAGUACUGAUCCCCCACCCUUUUCUGAGGCAGGGUCUCGGGUAUCCCAGCUGCAAACCAAGGAUGAUGUUAGCCUCCUGCCCUUGCCACUCAGAGCUGGGAGUGCAGGCAUGCACCAGGACCACCCAGGCUUGUGCGGUGCUGGGGUAAGCAGGGGCUUAGUGCAAGCCAAGCGUAUAUUCUACCAACCAAGAAGCAUCCCCAGCAAUGCCUCCUUGUCCCCCUGUUUCUGCCUCAGGGACUUCUGUGGUCCGUUCACUGACGUCCCCCGCUUGUGUCUGAGCUUAAUGGCUAGCAAAAUUCCAACUCCCGUGUGAACCCAAGCGCACAUAGCUACACCCAGGUCUCCUCAUUGAAGGGGGUAUCUGCCCACAGAUUGUCUCCAAACAAUGAGGAAGGGCCUCGAGCCCCGGCCCUGAUCCUCAGGGACCUCUGUAACUGUAUAAUAUUUAAAGUUAUUUAUCAUUUUCUCAAACAGUGAGAGAAUAAUAAUAUACUGGCAAUAUCUGUCUGCCAACUGCACUG